Messenger RNA from Phasianus colchicus (ring-necked pheasant), 992 nucleotides. RefSeq names its product receptor-transporting protein 3-like. Gene Ontology annotation, biological process: detection of chemical stimulus involved in sensory perception of bitter taste; protein insertion into membrane; protein targeting to membrane. NCBI's taxonomy places the organism in Eukaryota, Metazoa, Chordata, Aves, Galliformes, Phasianidae. Gene Ontology annotation, molecular function: olfactory receptor binding. The record is from RefSeq and is a predicted model, not a curated record.
AUGAGCUGGUGUCUUCCAUGUCCCGGCAGGUUUCAGUGCUCCCAGUGCCUGUACAAGUGGUCCUCAGCCAAAGUGCACAUCCUCUUCCACAUGUGCUAUGGGAUGGUGCUGAUGCGAAUCUUCCGUCAAGCCUGCAGGCAGUGCCACGACCCCCAGCUGGAGGAGCCCAUAUUCAGCCUGGAGAACAUAGAGCGGCUCCUGCACAACGUGGUGCUGAAGAUCCUCGAGGACUUCUACAACGUGCCCAUGCAGUCAGCCGACCUCCUGGAAGUGGUGGUGGAUGGGUGCCGUGCAUCGGGGCCGCACGACAGGACCCACUGCGAGGGCUGCAAGCUCGGCGUCUGCAGCAGGUCGAGGGCAGCCAUGGAGCCCAGUGCUGGGAAGAACAAGGUGAGCAAAGCCCAGAAGACAAAGAUGGAUGAGGACAAGGCUCAAAAGACCAAGAUGGAAGUGGACAGGGCCUGGCAGAUCAAGAUAGAUGUAGACGAGGCUUGGAAGACCAAGAUGGAUGUGGCCAAGGCUCAGAAGACUAAGAUGGAUGUGGAGAAGGCUUGGAAGACCAAGGUGGGCAUGCACAAGACCCGGAAGCCCAUGGAAGAUAUGGACAAGACUGUCUUGAUCACAAGGUCCCCGGAGCAAGUUGUAGGUGGUGGCUUUCCCUGGAAAUGCUGCUGCUGCAUGAGCUUAUCUGUUCUCUGUGUUUUGGCAUUGUUCAUCUUUGCCCUGCUUCAUUUCUUCUUGAAGUAAUGGGAGGUGGCAUUUGUGAAUACCGGGGUGCUAGUUGAGGGUGGUGGUAAUGGAGAGGAUGGAAAAUUGACUGGAUGGAUGCCCUGGCAUGGCGAGGCAUUCUCAGCUCACAGGUGACAGCCACCACCACCACACUUAGGCACCUUGUCUCCAGCCCAGGGGAGCCCAGCAGGCCUGAUGGUUUCUUAUGGGACAUGCUCUGCACGAAGAUGGCCCCCAGCUCCUCAUACAAAGAAUGGAGUGAC